Molecule: messenger RNA, 2745 nt
Organism: Dovyalis caffra
Lineage: Eukaryota; Viridiplantae; Streptophyta; Magnoliopsida; Malpighiales; Salicaceae
Source: the annotation of a GenBank genome assembly
AUGGAUCCUGGAAAGUUCACACACAAGACCAAUGAGGCUCUUGCAACAGCUCACGAAUUGGCAAUAAGUGCUGGUCAUGCCCAGAUAACCCCGUUACAUCUUGCUGUUGCCCUUCUUUCAGAUCCUAGUGGAAUCUUUAGACAAGCAGUUGCCAAUGCCGGUGGUCAUGAGAAUUCUGCUCAGGCAGCAGAAAGAGUUUUCAAUCAAGCCCUCAAGAAACUCCCAUCUCAGUCUCCGCCUCCUGAUGAAGUUCCUCCCAGCACUAGUCUUAUUAAGGUGAUAAGACGUGCUCAAGCGUUACAAAAAUCACGAGGGGACUCCUAUUUAGCUGUUGAUCAGAUGAUCUUAGGUCUUCUCGAGGAUUCCCACAUAAGGGAUUUGUUGAAAGAAGUUGGAGUUUCUGCUUCCACUGUGAAAUCUGAGGUAGAGAAACUCCGAGGAAAGGAAGGGAAGAAGGUGGAGAGUGCUUCUGGGGAUACUAAUUUUCAGGCUUUGAAGACUUAUGGGAGAGAUCUUGUGGAAGAUGCGGGAAAGCUUGAUCCUGUCAUUGGAAGAGAUGAUGAGAUCAGAAGGGUCGUCAGGAUUCUAUCACGGAGAACUAAGAACAACCCGGUCCUUAUUGGAGAGCCAGGAGUUGGCAAAACCGCUGUUGUUGAAGGUUUGGCCCAAAGGAUUGUGAGAGGGGAUGUGCCAAGUAAUCUUGCUGAUGUCAGGCUCAUUGCCUUGGACAUGGGUGCUCUUGUUGCUGGUGCAAAAUAUAGAGGGGAAUUCGAGGAGCGGUUAAAAGCUGUUUUGAAAGAAGUGGAAGAAGCUGAGGGGAAGGUGAUUCUGUUUAUUGAUGAAAUUCAUCUUGUUCUAGGUGCGGGUCGAACGGAGGGGUCUAUGGAUGCUGCUAACCUUUUUAAGCCAAUGCUUGCAAGAGGUCAGCUUAGGUGCAUUGGAGCCACAACCCUGGAAGAGUACAGGAAGUAUGUGGAGAAAGAUGCUGCAUUUGAGAGAAGGUUCCAACAAGUCUAUGUGGCUGAGCCAAGUGUUGCAGACACAAUAAGCAUUCUUCGAGGAUUGAAAGAGAAGUAUGAGGGUCAUCAUGGUGUUCGAAUUCAAGACAGAGCCCUUGUGGUUGCAGCUCAAUUAUCAAGUCGAUAUAUUACAGGUCGUCAUCUGCCCGAUAAGGCAAUUGAUUUGGUCGAUGAAGCAUGUGCAAAUGUUAGAGUCCAACUUGAUAGUCAGCCUGAAGAAAUCGACAACCUUGAAAGGAAGAGAAUGCAACUAGAAGUAGAACAUCAUGCUCUUGAGAAGGAGAAAGAUAAAGCUAGCAAAGCUCGACUGGCUGAAGUUGUAAAAGAACUUGAUGACUUGAGAGACAAGCUUCAGCCCAUGUUGAUGAAAUACAAAAAGGAGAAAGAAAGGAUUGAUGAGAUUCGGCGGCUCAAGCAGAAGAAAGAGGAGAUACUUUUCUCCAUACAAGAGGCUGAAAGAAGAUACGAUUUAGCCAGAGUUGCUGAUUUGCGCUAUGGGGCACUGGAGGAAGUGGAAGCUGCUAUAGCACGUCUUGAAGGAGCAACCACCGAGGAGAACUUGAUGCUGACAGAAACUGUUGGACCAGAACACAUUGCGGAAGUAGUGAGUCGGUGGACUGGCAUUCCUGUCACAAGGCUUGGCCAGAAUGAGAAAGAGAGGCUAAUUGGGCUUGCUGAUAGGUUGCAUCAGAGAGUGGUAGGACAGGACCAAGCGGUUAAUGCUGUUGCGGAGGCUGUGCUGAGGUCAAGGGCUGGUUUAGGCAGGCCUCAGCAGCCGACUGGCUCAUUCCUAUUCUUGGGUCCAACUGGUGUUGGCAAGACAGAGCUUGCCAAGGCUCUUGCUGAGCAGCUCUUUGAUGAUGAAAACCAUUUGGUGAGAAUCGAUAUGUCUGAGUACAUGGAGCAACACUCAGUAGCUCGACUUAUUGGUGCUCCUCCUGGGUAUGUGGGGCAUGAAGAAGGUGGGCAGCUGACAGAGGCUGUGAGACGGAGGCCUUAUAGCGUUGUGCUGUUUGACGAAGUGGAGAAAGCUCACGUUUCUGUCUUUAAUACUCUUCUUCAAGUUCUUGAUGAUGGAAGGCUAACAGACGGUCAAGGCCGCACUGUAGAUUUUAGAAACACAGUGAUUAUCAUGACUUCCAACCUUGGGGCUGAGCACCUUUUGUCUGGACUGAUGGGCAAGUGUUCCAUGCAAGUUGCUCGAGAUCGAGUGAUGCAAGAGGUGAGAAAGCAGUUCAGGCCUGAGUUACUAAAUCGGCUUGAUGAGAUAGUGGUUUUUGAUCCACUCUCUCAUGACCAACUGAGAAAGGUUGCAAGGUUACAAAUGAAAGAUGUUGCUAGCCGUCUUGCUGAGAGGGGUAUUGCUUUGGCAGUUACAGAUGCUGCACUGGAUUAUAUUUUGGCUGAGAGUUAUGAUCCUGUCUAUGGUGCGCGACCUAUAAGGAGAUGGCUCGAGAGGAAGGUGGUCACAAUGCUAUCUAGAAUGCUUGUAAGAGAGGAGAUUGAUGAGAACUCUACUGUGUACAUAGAUGCAAGCCCAGAUGGACAGGACUUGGCUUAUCGCGUGGAGAAGAAUGGUGGACUUGUCAAUGCAGCCACGGGUCAAAAGGCUGAUGUUUUGAUUCAAAUUCCCAAUGGCCCAAGGGAUGAUGCUGCCCAGAAAGUGAAAAAGAUGAAGAUCCAGGAGGUUGUGGAUGAGGACGGUGAUAAUGAGAUGAUUGAGUGA